This is a messenger RNA of Thamnophis sirtalis, 3565 nucleotides long. NCBI's taxonomy places the organism in Eukaryota, Metazoa, Chordata, Lepidosauria, Squamata, Natricidae. The record is from RefSeq and is a predicted model, not a curated record.
UUCCCCGCCCCCUCAUAUGUCGCUGCUGCUGCUUCAGAGCGCGCCAGGAGCCAGGAGACUACAGGGGGAUCGGAGUCGUUGGCCACCAUUGAAGUCCGUAUCUUUCUCCCUCCUUUUCCUUCUCCGCUCCUUCAGGUCUUUCCUAAUUCGGUGAUAAAUUUCAACGUAGGAGAGAACCGGUGGGGGAUCUCUGUGUUUGUGUGUGUGUGUGUGUGUGUGCGUCUCGUGCCGAGCUUACAUUUUAUGUAACUCCCGAGAAAGGACCAGGCGUGGCCUCGUUUUGCUCUCCUCCAUUUUCUCUCUCGCGGCUCCCUCUCCCGGGCGGAUUGAAAAGCUUGAAAAAGAGGCGCGGGGUUUCCCAGUGCGGCCUUCCGACUUCUUGUGGCGGGCCUUCCGCCUGCUUGGCUCUUUCCUACAAGCCGGGACGGGAGCGAUCGAGCUCCGAGAUUGGCAAACCGCGUGUAUUAUUAUUAUUACUAUUAUUGUUAUUAUUUUACCGCUGAAAUAAAAAAAACACCUCUGAAACCCAGUAAGGCGUCAUGACUAGUGAGCGCAGACCUUUUCCCUCCCCCGCUUUCCUGCGUGUCAGCAAGGUCCAGGCCGCGGGCAAAGCAGGAUUUGGAGGCGUGAACUUGAUUUAAAAAAAAAAAAAGGACUAACCGCCGAGGCUUUUAGCAAUUCAAAUGGAUGCGGUUUGUGCUUGGCGGACGAGGGGCGACGCAUGAGCUUAUCGAAGUGGGGGUAAUGCCAGGGAGUCGCCCUGAAGGAGGUGGUUUGUUGUUUGCCACCUUUCCUGGCCCAACAUUCUGCGCUCUUGGCUUAUUAUGGGAUUCUCAUCCGGGAUCAUUUCCUUCCCACCGGCCUUCGCUUGCGUGCCUCGUGCUUAAGGGCGCCCUGUACAGUUUUCCUUUACGGCAGACGUCCAUUUAUUCUAAAAUGGGAAAAUACGGUGCAGAAUCUCAGUGACCUAAACCGGCUGUGAAAAAGCCUCUGGGAGAUGCCAGGCUUUGUGUCUUGGUUUUUGUUUUGUUUUUUUUUCUUUGCUGAAUCUCAUGACUUAUGUUCUUUAUAGGUUUGGAAAGAAAUCAUUCCGAAUUUUAAAUUUUAGAGGAGUUCGAGGACAAUCGAUUUGCAGACGUCCAAUGGCUUAUAUAUUAGGUUAAAUUUGUAUUAUGAUUACCAUAUUUAUGAUGCACAGUUGUAUCUGUACCUUAGGCAACUAUAAUUCUGAAAUCCUUUUCUAUGAUUAUUUACUAUUCAUACAUUGAAAUAAAUUCAGUGUUCUACAAUAUUGCAUCUUACUCUUCAAAAUAUAUUUUAUCAUAGCACAUUGUCUUAAGGUUUUGAAAAUAAGGUUUUCCUAUAAAAUUGUGCUCAGUAUUAGAUUACCAUGUAUGAUAUAAAAGAUCCUGAAAAGCCAAGGUAGGUCUUAGGAAACUCCAAAUAAUGCCUAGGAUGUUGGAAACACAAUUUCAGCCUUUGUUAAUGAUGUGUGUAUCUAUGUAAGUAAACUGAAUAGAAAAAGAACCAUAUUUGUAUUGAGAUGCCUUCCUUUAUAUAAUGCAACAUUCCUUUUGUCAUGCAUUUUUCUAGUAAAAGUUCAGCAAGUCUUCAAUAAAAAUGGCCACCAAUAAAUCUACAUUGCAUAAAAUGGGAAAGAAACAGAAUGGCAAAGGUAAAAAAGUUGAAGAAGCAGAACCUGAAGAAUUUGUUGUGGAAAAAGUCCUGGACCGACGUGUAGUUAAUGGGAAGGUGGAGUACUUCUUAAAAUGGAAGGGAUUUACUGAUGCUGAUAACACAUGGGAGCCUGAAGAAAAUUUGGAUUGUCCAGAGUUAAUAGAAGCUUUUCUGAAUUCUCAGAAAGCUGGUAAAGAAAAAACAGAAGGUACCAAAAGAAAAUCCCUUUCAGAUAGUGAAUCUGAGGACAGCAAAUCAAAGAAAAAGAGGGAUUCUGUUGAUAAACCCAGGGGAUUUGCACGAGGUCUUGAUCCUGAACGAAUAAUUGGAGCCACAGAUAGCAGUGGAGAACUUAUGUUCCUUAUGAAAUGGAAAGACUCAGAUGAAGCUGACCUGGUAUUAGCUAAGGAAGCUAAUGUGAAAUGUCCUCAGAUUGUAAUUGCUUUUUAUGAAGAACGAUUAACUUGGCAUUCUUGCCCAGAGGAUGAAGCACAAUAAUUGUUUGGAUUUUCUCCUUUCCCUCCCCCUUUUUCUUAAUUAUAUGUAUGAUAUUUUACUUAAUACAUGUGGAAAACUUAUAAUUCCAAUUGAGAUAAGUUUGGUUAUUUUAAAAGUAAUAUGUUUUGCAUAAGGAAGAAAGCAAAAGUGCUAUUCACUUUCUUUAUUACAAGAAAACAUUUGAUACUGCUUUCUGCAUAUUAAAUCAAAUGUUUUAUAAAAUUUGGUAGUUAGUAGUGAUCCUUAAUGGCAACUUAUUCAGAUUUACAAGUGUUUUGUAGUUCUCUAUACAACAAAUGUGCAUGCAUUUUUUUCCACCAUAUAGUCUGUAAAACCAUUAUAUUUAGUAUUUGUGGCAAAUUGGUUCAGAGGGGACCAAGUGAAAAUUUCGGUUUAAUUUGAAAGUGCAUAUUGUAUUUUAUUUUAUUGUAUAUACUGCUGAACAGUUACCAAUAAAAUAGUUUCAUAUUCUUGUGCUUUCUUUACCAAAUUGUAGGAAGGUUAAGAGGUUUUGAAAGCUAUUUUGAUAUGGAAAAUAUCCACUAAAGGAUAGAGGCAGUUUUGCUUUUUUGCAAAAAAACCAAAAAAAAUCCUGUUUUAAAUAGGUAGUUAAAAUGAAAUUUAUAGUUUUCUCCCGUAGAUGUUUAUAAGCUGCUUCCUUAUAAUUAUAUAAUUCCUUAUAUAAUUUUUAAGACUAGUAUGCAGACUUGGUUAUAAGUACUCAGAAUAUAUGGUUGAGUAAUCAGAUUGUGACUUAAUCCCUUAAACUGUAUAUCUGAUACUUUACAAGUUAAUAAUUUAUUGAUGUCUUAGGCUUGACUUCUUUAGGAACUAUUAUUCUUAAUCCCAAUAUACUUCCAAAUAAAAUUAUUUUAAUUGAUUGCCUGAUAGAUUUAUGUAGAUAGCAAAAUUGAGGCAUGGAACUGCAGAAAAGAGGAAUCUGUUGGAAUAUACAGCAUAUAUAUAUAUCACAUGGUCAAUUGUUAAAUUACAAUUUGAUCAUCCAAAUAGGGUUACUAUAUAUGUGAUUAAUUUUUAAGUACAAGUGCAUGCAACUAGCAUUAUUCAUUUGGCUUUGAUUAUAUUAUGUUUGGGUGAGCAAUAAGGAAUCUUGUCAUGUAAAACGUAAUUGUCAGAUUAUUUGGUUUUUUAUAUAGUUCAGUAAUUCCAUGUACCAUACUGGAUUAAUAGAAUGGAUUAUUGAAGUUCACCAUAACAAGUUUUUAUUUAAAAAAUCAACAUAAUAAUUACAAUUCAUCUCAUUUCUGAGAAUUACUGUAAAAAUAAAUGAUGCCACAUUGAAAAAAACACCAGAACUCUAAACGUAAAAUCAGUUCACUGCCUUUCAAUAAACCUAUUUCCUGGUACCUGUUGAGGUUCCCUUCAAAUA